AUGCCUGUUAACAACACGGUGGCGCUUUACGCUGAUUGGCGUCAAGAUCAGUUUCAACCCAGUGUAAAGAUGUCUUCAUAUCUGUUGGCAUUUGUGGUUUCACAAUUUUAUGGACUUCGUGGAGUGGAUUCAAAAGGAAGAAAUUUUACUGUCUGGACAAGACCAGAGAAAAUUGAAUCAGCCAGGUAUGCUUUGGAUAUCGGUAGAAGACUUCUUACAUACUUUGAAAAUUACUUUGGAGUGCCUUAUCCACUUCCAAAAAUGGAUAUGAUUGCAAUUCCUAACUUUAAAUCUGGCGCAAUGGAAAACUGGGGUCUAAUAACAUUUCGAGAAAGUGCACUGUUAUGGAAUCCGUAUACUGAUUCAGCUGCAUCGAAGGAAUGGGUGACAAUUGUUAUUGCCCAUGAAUUGGCUCAUCAAUGGUUUGGUAACUUAGUGACGAUGAAGUGGUGGAACAACCUCUGGUUAAAUGAAGGUUUUGCAAGUUUUCUUGAAUACACUGGCACAGACUUUGUUCAACCAGAUUGGAAAUUGGAUGAACGAUUCAUUUUUUCCGAUUUGCAAAGAGCAAUGAUCUCAGAUGCCUCCAGUGAAUCUCAUCCUGUUAUUAAUUUAGCUGUAUAUCCAGCCGAGAUCGAGGACAUUUUUGAUCCAAUAACAUACAGUAAGGGUGCUUCGAUAAUCCGGAUGAUGGAGUCAUUUCUUGGACAUGAUGUCUUCUUAAAUGGCUUGAAGAUCUACUUACAAGAAAACAAAUAUAAAAAUACGGACGAAGAAGAUCUAUGGAAGGCGUUGGAUCGUAUUCACUUCUAUGAACCUGUGAAUGAUUCUCUUUUGCCAUCCUCAUACAAUUUCACUUGGAAAAUCCCUAUUACCUACACGACAAAGGAUGGGUCAGCGAAUGAAAUCAUAUGGAUGAACAACGCUACUCUGAAGAUGAAGCUCAACGUUAUGCCAAAUGACUGGUACAUAAUAAAUAUUGGACAGAUUGGAUAUUAUAGAGUUCAUUACGUUGACAAUAACUGGAAAUUACUGACAGAAGAAUUACUCAAGAAUUUCAAGAGCAUUCCAGAUUCUGCACGCCCACAAAUCAUCGGUGAUUUAUUCCAUCUCUCGAAUCUGAUUUUAUUGCUGAUUCUAUCCCCUGUUAACUCUGAAUACACAUUCCAUAGCAUACCGCCUGGUUUGAAAUCAGCAGUCUACUGUACAGCUAUCAGAUUUGGUGGUCAAGCAGAGUGGAAAUUCCUCAGAAGUCAAUACAAUGUAAAUGAGACAGGAGAUGUUGAAAAGGAAAAUAUCUUGACAGGAUUAUCUUGUUCCCGUGAUAUAUGGACGAUGAAACUAUACUUUGAAUGGAUUAAACAGGACAGACAAUACUGGUCAGCGAUUCCUGAAUUCGCAGUAUCUCCAGUCGGUAAUAAAAUGUUGUGGGACUAUGUUCAUGAACUGGUCAAAUCUUUGAAAACCGACAUGGAAAAUUCAACACAUUCACCGGCUGAAAUUGAUCAAUUCACCAAAGAAGUGAUACAGAGUCUUUCUAAUCCAUAUUACAGCUUGAAUAACAAAAAUGAUGGGGAAAAGAUACUGAGUACAGAGGCUGAUUGGCUUCAGUUACCACAGAAUCAUCCACUCAAACGUGAAUUGUACAAUUUGCUAACUACCUCGAAACGAAAUUUGAAAUGGCUUGACACCCACCUCCACACAAUUGUACAAUGGUUGAAAGAAAACGUUCCUCAUACAUCAUAA
Messenger RNA from Trichobilharzia szidati, 1746 nucleotides. NCBI's taxonomy places the organism in Eukaryota, Metazoa, Platyhelminthes, Trematoda, Strigeidida, Schistosomatidae. The record is from the annotation of a GenBank genome assembly.